AUGCCAUCAAAAACUUUCAAUCCGGGAGACUUCGUUUGGGCAAAAUUUCCAGGAUUUCCUCCCUGGCCAGCAGAGGUACGUAAUGCUUAUAUAUUUCUUCAUUCAUUGAAAUCGGUUAAGGUACUUCAAUGUGAACUAAAACGAGGAAAACCGAACUACACAGUAAGGUACUUCGGCAGUAAAGAAGAAGGUGUUGUCAAAUUCGAUGAAGUCGAUGAUUAUUAUGAAAAAAGAAAAAGAUUUGGAAAAUCGAAACGAGUGAAAGGAUUCGACCAAGCCGUAGAAGAAAUUGAAGCAAUAAUAGAGGAAAAAGUUCUGAAAAUGACUCAAGAGGGUGUUGAUGAAGUUAGUCCUGUGCAGACUACAUUAGCACCGGCCAAGACAGAUCUCCCACCUACCUCUACGAGCUCCGGCAGCGAUGACCAAAUAAUCGUUGAAGCACCUGAACCAUACGCAAUCACUACAGUAAAAGAUGAAAAAGAGGUCGUUGAAGAAUCAACAUCUCUAUGCUCUGGGUCGAGUCAUUUACACCCUCAUUCCAUUGAAGAUGAUAACCAACAUACUGAAGUUUCAAAGAUUCCACGUUUCGAAAGCCCCAUCGCAAUCGAAAGAGCCAGGAUACGACUAGACGAUACCGAUGACGAGGACUUUUUAAACUUGCUAGAUGAAAACGAUGAAACUGUAUUGACAGAAAGCUCCGGAAUCACAGAAGUUAAAACUGAAAAGACGACUUUGAAAAAAACAGAAGUUGUCGAAUUGAUCGUUGACGAAGAAGAACGUACCAUACCAAUCAAGAAUUCCUCAAAAGAAAUAGUCGUAAUCGAAAAUACCAAAGAAGCUGGUUCAUCGGAUGAUUUUGUUUCUUCUACUAAACGGAAACGGGAAGAAAGUCCGAAAAACUUGUAUACCAACAACAAGUUCGGCUUCAGCUCCAGCACAAAAACGAAGAAGUUUGGGAUAUUCAGCAAAAGCAACAGAACCCAAGAACUACUUAUUCACAAAUCAUUUGUUUCUCCUUUCUCGACUUCUGUUUCUCCCACCAAACAAGGGCUUCGACGUAAAAAGAAGGCCCCUCCUGCCAUCGAACCCCCGGUUUCUGUAGAAAAGCGAAUCCGUUUCGAUUUGUUAACAUCAACGUAUUUAAUGAAAGAAUGGCUUCUGAAUCUUGUGAUCAUAAUGCCAUGGUUGCAAAGUUGCUAUCUAGGAAAUUUUCGAUCCCAAUGGAAGGAUACAUGCGUAAGAUUUCUUGGCCUUGGAGGGAAUCGUCGUAAAUGCGCACUUUUCGAUCCUUAUCAUGAAGGUGCACUUAUUCUGUAUGCUCCGGAGCAAUUAAGUGAGCAUGCUCAGUUGAAAGAAGACAAAGACAGAAAGGUUCAUGUUGUCGCCGACCCAGUUGUUGGAAAAAUUUUGCGUCCUCAUCAGCGAGACGGAGUGAAAUUCAUGUGGGACUGUGUGACUGGUGUGAACAUUCCAGAAUAUCAUGGAUGCAUCAUGGCUGAUGAAAUGGGUCUCGGAAAGACGCUACAGUGUAUUUCUCUUCUCUGGACUCUUCUCCGACAAAGUCCCGACGCGUGUCCAACGGUAUCAAAAAGCAUCAUUGUAUGUCCCAGUAGUUUGGUAAAAAAUUGGGACAAAGAAAUCAAAAAAUGGUUAGGAACAAGAUUGAACGCGAUGCCAGUUGAUAGUGGAAAACGAGAAUUAAUCAUUCAAUGUCUCAAUUCGUUCAUGAGUGACUCCAAAAUGCGAUGCGCGAUUCCAGUUCUUAUUAUUUCGUAUGAAACAUUCCGUCUGUAUGCCAAUAUUCUUCAUUCUGGCGAAGUAGGAAUCGUUAUUUGCGACGAGGUAAGCAGUUAUUUUGUCUUUUCUAUCCAUAAUUUGUUUACAGGGACAUCGUUUGAAAAACAGCGAAAACUUAACCUACCAAGCUUUGAGCGGACUGAAAUUUUAGUCAAUUUUGUCAACCCUGGAUUACUCGGUACGGCCAGUGAGUUCAGGAAGAAGUUCGAGAAUGCAAUCCUAAAAGGCCGCGAUGCAGAUGCGAGUGCAGAAGAUCAAAAGAAAGGAGAAGAAAAGACAAAGGAAAUGGUUUCCUUGGUGGAAAAGUGCAUUAUCAGAAGAACAUCAGCACUCCUUACUAAAUAUCUUCCGGUCAAAUACGAGCAUAUCAUUUGCUGUAAGAACUCUACCCUUCAGGAGACACUUUACAACAAACUGAUCGAAUGUGAAAAACAAAAUAGAAUCACUGAGAAGGAUAAAGGUGCCACAGCUUCAGCGCUAUCCUUCAUCACACACCUCAAAAAGCUCUGCAAUCAUCCUUAUCUUGUAUACGAAGAGCUUCAGAAACCAGAUAAUCGAUUCAGAACCAAGUGUCUAUCUGUGUUCCCUGAAGCAUUCAAUCCAAAAUCAUUCGAUCCAUCCUUCUCUGGAAAAAUGAAAGUGUUGGAUUACAUUUUGGCCGUCACUCGUAAAACGACUGAUGACAAGUUCGUAUUAGUCUCUAAUUAUACGCAGACGAUUGACCAAUUCAUGGCGCUAUGUAAACUCCGCGGCUAUGAUUUUGUACGUCUCGAUGGAUCGAUGUCUAUCAAACAGCGAUCGAAGAUUGUAGACACUUUCAACGACCCAGCAAGUACUAUUUUCUGUUUUUUGCUCUCUUCAAAAGCGGGAGGAUGCGGAUUGAAUCUGAUUGGAGCCAAUCGUCUUGUUAUGUUUGAUCCCGAUUGGAAUCCAGCAAAUGACGAUCAGGCAAUGGCAAGAGUCUGGAGAGAUGGACAAAAGAAGACUUGCUUCAUCUACAGACUUCUCGCAACUGGAUCAAUCGAAGAGAAAAUGUUCCAGAGACAAACACACAAGAAAGCACUGUCAUCAUGUGUUGUUGAUGCCGGAGAGGAUGUGGCCCGUCAUUUCAGUAAUGAGCAACUUCGUGAACUAUUUAAGUUGGAGUCAGCAUCUGCGUCGGACACUCAUUCAAAAUUAAAAUGUAAGCGAUGCAUCCAAGGAUUAGAAAGUGUUGAUCCACCUGUGAAUGCUGAUUGUACAAGCGAUCUCGCCAACUGGUUCCAUUCGGAGAAAAGUGCUAGAAAGGUUGCUGACAACGUUCUUCGAGCUGUCUUUGAAUGUGGCUCUAUUUCAUUCGUCUUUCACCAAAAAUCCCAUAACGUCGAAGCCAAAAAAGUUGAAGAAAAGAUCGAGGAGCUCGACGAAGACUAUGUGCCAUCAGAAGCUGAGGAUGAUGAUUAG
Molecule: messenger RNA, 3240 nt
Organism: Caenorhabditis briggsae
Lineage: Eukaryota; Metazoa; Nematoda; Chromadorea; Rhabditida; Rhabditidae
Gene: Cbr-rad-54
Product: Protein CBR-RAD-54
Exons: 15
Coding region: 1-3240 (1079 amino acids)
Biological process (GO): reciprocal meiotic recombination; double-strand break repair via synthesis-dependent strand annealing
Cellular component (GO): nucleus
Molecular function (GO): DNA translocase activity; ATP-dependent chromatin remodeler activity; ATP binding
Source: RefSeq, a predicted model, not a curated record